CCGCUCGCAGCCGAGCGGCCGCGGCGGCGGGGGGAGGCGCUCGCCGCCCCCCAUCCAUCCUUCCAUCCCUCCCUCCCUUUUUCCCUCCCUCCCUCCACCUACCCACCCAUCCAUCCAUCCAUCCACCCGCCCCGCCCGCCCUCCAUGGGCCGGCGCGGCCGGCGCUGAGCGCCGGGAGGCAGCGCCCGGCGGCGCGAUGAGCGGCGGGGAGGUGGUGUGCUCGGGCUGGCUCCGAAAGUCACCGCCGGAGAAGAAGUUGCGGAGAUACGCAUGGAAGAAACGCUGGUUCGUCCUGCGCAGCGGUCGGAUGAGUGGUGACCCCGAUGUCCUGGAGUACUACAAAAAUGACCACUCCAAGAAACCUCUGCGUGUCAUCAACCUCAACUUCUGCGAGCAAGUGGAUGCAGGCCUCACCUUCAACAAGAAGGAGCUGCAAGACAGCUACAUCUUCGACAUCAAGACCAGUGACAGGACCUUCUACCUGGUGGCUGAGACGGAGGACGACAUGAACAAAUGGGUUCGCAGCAUCUGUCAGAUCUGUGGCUUCAACCAGUCCGAGGAGAACACAGACACCCUGAGGAGCAUUGCCUCCAUGAACCACGGCCCACGCUCCUCCCCGGCAGAGCUCAGCAGCGCCGGCCACCACCUGCUGCGCGAGCGCAAGUCCUCGGCGCCGUCCCACUCCAGCCAGCCCACCCUGUUCACCUUCGACUCGCCUGCCAGCCACCUCCAGAGCACCCUGUCUGCCAGUGCCCCCCAGGACUACCUUUUCCUCCACCAGUGCAUGAGCAGAAAGUCAGAAAACGCAAGGAGUGCCAGCUUCUCCCAAGCCACCAGGUCUGCCUUCUUCAUGCGGAGCGACACGGCGGUGCAGAAGCUGUCGCAGGGCAACGGGCACUGCGUGAACGGCGUCGGGGGGCAGCUGCACGGCUUCUACAGCCUGCCCAAGCCCAGCCGGCACAACUCGGAGUUCAGGGACAGUGCCUACGACCUGCCGCGCUCCUUCGGCUCCUACACCCACCCCAAGUCGAGCCUCACCAGCUCCGAAACUGAUAAUGAGGAGGUCUACACCUACAAGACUCCCAACAACACCCUAUGCAAGGAGUUUGGGGAGCUCUCCACGGACUCCUAUGACAUCCCUGCCACCCCACUCUCCAUCUACCAGAUCCCCAGGACAUUUACACUGGACAAGAACCACAACGCUCUGGCUGUGGCCGCCAGCGACUCGCCCGCUGCACCGCCCCCACGGCCCCCCAAACCUGGGCAGACAGAGCCACGCUGGGGCAGCCCACCCCAGCGGCCCCAGCCUGGUGAAAACUUAGGUCUCACCCCCAUGGCAGCCACCAUUCCCCGGAGAAACACGCUGCCAGCAGUGGAGAACAGCAGGCUGCACCGAGCUUCUUCCUGUGAGACGUACGAGUACCCCCAGCACGGGGGCGGCAGCGCUGUGCAGUCAGUCGAGUCCAUGAACGAUGGCUACAGCUCCUACCUGCAGGCCAAGGCAGCGGUGGCUCGCUCCCACAGCACCGACUCCGAGGACAACUACGUCCCCAUGAACCCUGGCUCCUCGCCCCUCAUCCACGCCGAGAAAGCCAACGACAAUGCCCAAAACCUCUACAUCCCCAUGAGCCCCGGGCCACACCACUUUGACCUGGUGGGGCUGUCCUCAGCCACCCUUCCCGUGCAUAAAGGAGGAGCCGUGGCUCAGUGCCACCGGCGGCUGAGCGAGAUCCAGCCCCCGCCUGUCAACCGCAACCUCAAACCCGACCGGAAAGCAAAGCCAUCACCACUGGACCUGAGGAACAACACUGUCAUCGAUGAGCUUCCCUUCAAAUCACCAGUCACAAAAUCCUGGUCCAGGCCAACGCACACCUUCAAUGCUGGCUCCCUGCAGUACUGUCGCCCUGUCUCCUCCCAGAGCAUCACCAGCACUGACUCAGGAGACAGCGAGGAGAACUACGUGGCCAUGCAAAACCCCAUUUCUGCUUCUCCUGUUCCUAGUGGUACCAACAGCCCAGCGCCUAAAAAGAGUUCGGGGAGUGUGGAUUACCUGGCCCUGGACUUCCAGCCAAGCUCACCAGGGCCACACAGGAAGCCCUCCACCUCGUCGGUGGCCUCAGACGAGAAGGUGGAUUACGUGCAGGUGGACAAGGAGAAGACGCAGGCGCUGCAGAGCACCAUGCAGGAGUGGACUGACGUGCGGCAGUCCUCGGAGCCUGCCAAGAGCAACAAGCAGUAGUGCCGGCGGCGGGCAGGACAGCAGGCACAUGUCCUGUUGGUGUCUCCAGCUGGGCAGCCAGAGCCACUUGGGCUGGAUUGCUGAGACUUGUCUGUGGAGGGGAGGGGGUGUCAUUGGUGUUUUUUCUCUUAAAACAAAACUUAAUUUCAGGGGAAGACUUGGCGGAUACUGUUUGCCAGUGAUAAAGACCAACUAUGUUCGGUGGCUAGGUUUGUGCUUUAGCUGCUGGAUGCACUAUCCAGGAACUUUGACUUAGCAAUACCAGGUUUCACCCUACACCUCUUUUCCCUACAGCUAUUAAAGCCACCUUGUAUGUGCUAACACUGCAUCAUCUCUCCCCGUCUUCGUCCAUAUCGUACCCUAAACCACACCACGCAGGUUUGCAGCAUCUCCCAUAGGAUAUCAUUACCCAGCUCUGAUCCUCCACUCCUUGUGGUUGUCCUCUUCUCUGCCUCCUCCCAGUCCCAAAACUGAGCAAGGACCAUUGCUUGAAAUCACUUUUGUUGUCCUGUCUCUUGUAAAUAAUAUGCUCAGAAUCUCUGGGUGUUCUCCUCCUGGCCGGACAGCCCCCAAAGGUUUUGGUUGGGGUUGUUAACCUUCAGGAACUUGAUGAGCAUCCACACCUUCCCAUUGAGCUGAGUUAGGAGCCCAGGACUUGCCCCAUCAUGCACACACAUACAUGCCAGCACAUGCUCACAUGAGUUUGUUGGGGUGUCUUCUGUUUGUAUUCUCCAUCAUCUCUCUAAGUCAGUGGGCUGGAGAAAUUGGCUUUGGAAAGGGCUGGAGGGAUUGGCUUUGGAAGGUAGAAUUUAAGCACUGACCCACUGCCUGUCUGAAACCAAUUCCUGUGAAUCUGACCCUAAAAACCAAAAUUUGCCUUUUGUGCUACCGAAAGAAGCCCAUAGAGUGAGAGUCCUACAUUGUGGCCAUCGUGAGAAGCUCUGUGGUUGAGUAUGAGGGGUCAGGGAGGCUCUGGAGCCCCUGUGUACGUGUGUGGGAUAAGGAUGAAUGACAAGAAGGGAGUGGAAAGCUGCUGCGAGGACUGGGAGAAGGCAGGUGCUGUACUGCAGAGGUUGGUGCUGGGUGAGGAGGUCUGGUGGAAUGUUUCUUGGGAGAAAGAAGAAGAGUAAUUGAAAUGUUGGUUGAUGGUGAGGUCAUAGGCUUGGGAAGAGGUGGGUCAGGAGAGUCAGGGCAGGGUUUUUCAGUGUGAGCUUUGUGGUUGGUUUGUGGAGGGUGCAAAAUGCUGUUUUCCCCUCAUCUUCAGCAAUGUUUCCUCAACACAGAAGUGGGGCUUGCUGACAUUAAUGACCCUGGGCUGUAAUUAUGGGUGGGAGUCUGCUGUUGUCCCUUGCCAGCAUCCCUAACACAUCCAGGCUUUGGGAUCGCUCGCCAGGCAGCUGCUUAGCACAGAGAGAAGAGAAGGACAAGGCAGUUUAAUGCAGAGAUAAUAAUUCAUGAUCUCAUGAAAACAGGAAGAACUAAUGAUUGCCAUGGAGCAGCCUGAUUGCCAGACAGCAAGCGCUGACACGAAUAAACAGGCUGACCGCAAACCAGGAGCCAAACGAAGGAGACAUUAGAGAGAUUAGGUAAUAUUUGUUAAAGAGCUGGAGCUAUUCUUUCUGCAGGCUGCACCCCUCCCAGUGCUGUGGGCUCUGUGUUCCACCAACACCACCAAGUUGUGUUGAUUGUUCAUGCUUAAGCAUUAACACAUUUGCUUAAUCUUGGUCUGAGCUUGAAAAGGGCCAGAUGUGACCCACAUGGGGGAUAGGACACCAGUCCCUUAAGGGCUGUGUGCUGCUGUGUGCUGGUAAAAUGAGUCUUUACACCAUUUUAUAUUUUCUUCUUGCAUGCCAUGAAGGGGAAGGAUGUUAAUGGAAAGGCCCUGACAACCCUGUUAAGACACUGAAGUGUUGGACUUUUAUAGCAAAAUAUCCUAAUGUUUAUGCUAAAAAUAGUAAUUUCUAGGAAAAAAACCCAAAGCCCCAAAGGGGAAGAUUUAGCAGUCAGAUGCUUUCUGAAGGUCAGGGGGUGUGUUACAGCUUGGAAGGGCCAUUGCCCCCUACUGGGGGUUUGCACAUUUGCCUGGUGAGAUGAUGAAAUGAAGAUUAGAAUGCAGUACUUUGUAUUUCUAUUGCCCCUUUCAUCUCUGCAUCUCAGAGGAGACUAAACAUUAGGCCUGAUCCAGAGCCCACUGAAGUGUGCAUUCACCCAUCUGGGAGAGAGCUCCCCAUCCCCACCAGAAAGAAUGUCACUCUACUGGGAAGCUGAUUUUUUCCAUUUCUUCUUCUAAGCUGUUAGCUUUAGUGGCUUGAGAGAGGACACAGUGGGUUUGAAUGCAAUUUGCUGAGUGGGUUUCCUGUGCUUCUGCACUAGGGACUAGGUGCAUCCAGUGCCCCCUCCCAUGUUUAGUCCAAGGCAUUAAUUACAGCUGGAAAAGCCUUUUGUGAUACUGGAGAAACUGGUCCUUUUUCUCUACGUCUCACAAAUGUCUUUGUUCAUGAGAUAUGGGACAGCUCUUUUCCCAGGCUCAGACACUGUGUUUUGAUAAUUUGUUCUCAUGAGCAUCCCUAGUAACUGGUCCAUUGCAUUUGGCAGACCAAGGACCAGAACAGCCCAAAAGCAGCUACUUAACAACUGCUGUUUGCUGGUGCCUCUCUGCUUUGCAGUGAAAUCUGUGUUUUCACUGGAACAGAUACAGCCCUCUAUCUUUUCCCCAAGCAAACAGCACCACCAAACUAAGCAGAAGCCCACAGACUCUGUGCCAUAGAGACAUGACUGUAUCAACCCCUCCUGAAAGCAUUAAGUAAUCAAUGGCUUCAGUGGAAAUAGUCACCCAUGACGAUUGCUGAGCUGAUUACAGCAGUCCCUGGUGAUUAAUGUUUGUGCAGUGUUUAGUCUUAAACCAUAUUGAAAAGCAGCUGCUUUAAUUACAUGGUCUGCCAAGAACUUUGUCCUGAAGGCAUUGAGUUUAUCACAUCCACUUUAUACUUGGAUUCUUGAGUAUGACAGCCUCCUUUGUUAGAACUAGGUAUUUAAGGAAACUGAGAACAUUGCAAAUUAUUCAUUUUAAUUGAAAUUAAACUGGCUUGAGCCUUCACAUCAGAGCCUGCUCUACAGCUCCUUUUGAUUUGGAAAAGGGAUAUGCUUGCAUGUGUGUGUGCUCAUGGAGAAGGGUUGUCUGUGGGACAAGCAUCAUGACCUCAGUAUUUAGUUUUAUGAAGCACCAGGUCCAUGUCUCAAAGUUUUCCCCAAGAUUGAAAAUUACUAAGGUGUUGAUUUUAAAGGCAAAAGUCUCCCAAAGUGUGUAUCCCUUGCUGCUCAUGAGGGUACAAAUGCUGCUCACCAUUCCUCUGGUGAGAAGGGCUGCCUUGGAGCUGAUUUGCUCUGAACUGGCAUUUGAGUGUUCAGUGGGAAAUACAUUUCCAGCUCUAAAUGGAUGCCAGGCUUAGGCUUCAUCUCAAGUUGGUGAAAGAAUAUAGUGUGAGCACAGACUGUGCCAGGCCAAAGCUGAGAGUCUGGCAGACAGGGCCAAAUGCAGAGCUGGAACCAAAAGAUGGGGAAGGCUUGGCUUGUUUGGAUGCUAACUGGGAUGGAUUUGAACUCUGGGCCACCAGCCACUGGCAAGGGUGGGACUGGCACAUGAGGCUGGGAUGAGAGAAGUAAGGGGAGUUUGCCAGUAGGGUUUGGGUCUUGGUCUCACCAUGUGCUCCAUUGGCCUGAGUCUCAAGUCAGAUAAGCAGAGAUUGUUGGCUGUGGAAUACUCAGUAGAAGCCAUGCACUGGUGGGAUGGGAGCUUCCACCACUCUUGGGGGUUUCACUCUCAAGAGGGUCAUCCUGCCUGACAGCAUGAUGCCUGUGCUCUGGCAUUCAGGGAUGCUUGGUCCAUUCACCCAGCUCUGAGCUGGGCAGGAGAAACUCUACAAGAAGUGUGUGGGGACCAGGAUAUGCUGGGAGAUGCCUUGCUGAGGGGCUCCCAUGAGCUGUUCAUGGGGCAGCAGUGCCAUGGUUUCACAGGGUUGUCCUUUGAGGUGCCAUCUUCAUCCUUGGAGCUUUUCAAGACCAGUCUAGGUGAACCCCAUAGCUGACCCUGCUUGGAGCAUCUCUUCCACACUGAGACCCUGUGCUACCAGGGUUGAGUGGAGACUCCUCUGUGUGAGGGAAGGGGCCCAAGGGGUUGCCUAGAGCCAUGUAACAUCCAGGGACAGGGCCACUUCUCUGGCCAUGAAGUGAAGUGGAAAGGCACACAGCUCAACCCCAAAGGCCAUACUCCCCAGUGAGAGGAGCUAAUCCACACUGGACUGUCUCUCUCACCUGGGAGAGGGCUGGCUGGCCCAGUCAUCCAGGACAUGGACACACAGUUCUAACAACUGGGAGAGAGCUUUAACCUGUACAUUUGUUAGGCUAGAUCCAGAGCUCUCAGCAGCCCUGUGCCCCCUCCACACGCUGGCAUACCAGGCAGAGUUGGCUUGUUUUGGCUAUCCAGUGAUCAUGGCUCCUUGCUGAGGGGGAGGUACAGCCAUGUCCAGGUCUUAGGGAAGAUGUCAAAAUAGUUUCCAGUUCCUUUCUGGCCUAGGAGGCAAGUAAAAGGAUGGUUUUCUCAAGUCGUGCUUGCAUUGCGUUGGCGUUUUCCCACCUGUGUUAUAAAAGUUCCAUUCCAUAUAAAAGCUGACAUCCACAUGGUUUGUCCCAUUGGAGGCAUGCUGUCUACAAGAGAUGGAUGCAGUGGAACUGUGAUUAUGGAGAAGCCCUACUUCUACAGGAAGGGGGAACAGCAAAGCCUAACCCUGGCACCAGCCAGAGAACACACAUGGCCAUCAAAGAGCCAUCAGGAAAAUCAGAGGGACCAGUCUGGCAUCAAAUCACAAGGGCCAAUAAGCCAGUUUAGGGCCUCUGAGGAGUCUGAGUGCCUCUCUUCUCUACCCAGCCUUCCCACAUGUACACAGCAGCUGUUAAUGAGGCUCUUGCAGGUCAAGACGUGCACUUUUUGAUCAUGAUUCCUUCUUGGCCCGGAGCAGUUCAUCCCCUCUAUCAGUCUGUCCUUGGUGUCUCAUCGUUGCAGUCACAAUUUUAUCUCCUUGUUCCCAACUCCUAGCGUUGUACUGUUGAUCAGAUUUUUGAUUUAGUGUCUACUCUUAUGAAAAGUUGAUAUGUAGCAAGGUGUCACAAUACAGCUGUCCCCUUCUAGCCCACAGCCAGCGGGUCCUGGCAUGUGGUGGUCAAGUUUUAACACCAGCCAGUAACAUCUGGAACAGAAGCUGGGCCACAUGGCUCUAUCUCUUUAGCUGAAAGAGCUUCUCAACAGACUUGCUCUCAAUCACCAGGCUCUUAAUUUUUGAUGUAGCCCAUUGAUGCCUGGAAAGGCUGAUCUGGAACAGGGACUAGAUAGAUCAAAAGGAAUUAAGUAGGUAUUUAUUGAAAGGAUACAGCUUGGGCAGUGCAAGAACCUGGCUGGGGUUAUACCUAAGUCAAAUCCAAGAUGGAUUCCGGGUACAAGUUUUUACACUUCUGUAAGUUUUGGUUCAUUUACAUAUUGGGGUUAAUUGUUAAUAGCUCCAGGUUAUAAAGUCUCAGCGCCCUGGCUUGCCCCCUUUCCCUUAGCUGUUGUUUAUGCUUUUUGGGUACUGGUUGUCCUUGAUUCUCUAGCUAGGAAGGGAUUGUUUUGUCUAACUACCCUGUGAAGAGAACUAACUAACACCUAAAUUUCAGAGUUACUCAUUAUGCAGCAGAGAAUCUGAAAAAUAUAAAAGCUAAAACCUAAGGCAUCACAUUGCUAACAUGUAAUGGGUUUAUGUGUAGGCCAAUGGGUUGACCAUAUGGGAGAGGUUUGCCCCAAGACCAGGAGAUAAGGAACCAUCAUUUUUAUUGUCAUUCUCUGGGUGACACUGCACUGUAUCUUCAUGUGGGACGAGAGGGUUCAUGUGAACUCUGUAUAUGACUUUUUCUCCGGCUUGUAAAAUGAAGGUUUUUAGUACUUAUUUCCCCACCUCACAGAUGUGUUAUGAGGUGUAAUUAAUUGACAUCUAAUAAUGCAAAGAGCUGUUUUGAGUCUGCAGGCAAUGGCUGGGCAGCAUGUGAUGCUACCCUGUUGUCAUGCCCAGCGACAUAGACAGCCCUGACACAUCCCAUUCUACAAAACUCAUUAAAAACCGCUUCAUUCUUGAUUACCAAGGUGAAAAAAAAACUUGGCAGGAUUUUCCUCUGAGUGAGGGGGGUGGGGGAAAUGCCAUUUGCACAGUUGUCAGUGUUCUGCUGCCACACUGACCCUGAGAAUACCGUGGUUUUUUUGAGAGCAGUUUGGAUGUGGUGGUUGAACCACGUUGCAGAAGAAGGGAAAGGGAGCAGGACCCUGGGCUCCAUGGAGAGCCUGUUGAUGAAUCCCGUAGGGUUAGGACCAAACCUUUAGAGUAGUUUUAUCCCACUCAACCCAGCCCUUGGCAAAGUUGACAAGUCCCCACUGACUUUGGGCAUCAUUGUGUGGGAACAGACCCAGUCAAAUUAGGGUAGUUGUCUCCAUUUGUUUCUUAACCUGCUGCGAGGAGGGGUUGGAGCCCCAGCUGUGAAGCUGUUGCGUCAGCAGCCGAUUCGCAGGGAUGUUCUGUGUGUUUCAAAGCCUAUGACUGUUCUUAAAGAGAAGUAUUUUUAAUUUUUUGAUUUCCAUUUGUAGAAGGAAGGACAAGAGUAAUCUGUGGCAAACUGUACAGUAUGUGUCUUCUUGUGGUGUCACUGUUUGAAUGGUUAUUAAGUUUUCAAAUCAUUGUGGACAGCUAAUCACUUAAGUUAUUAAUUUAUUCUUUGGGGGGGUUGUUGUUUGGUUGGGUUUUUUUUAAAGUAAUUUGAAACAAUUAUUUAUCCUGUAAAUCAGUCUUGAGUGAAGCCUAGAUAAUACUUUUUUGCUGUUAAUAAACAUGGUACAUGCCUGACAUGAAGGUGAUCUCAUUUUUAAGUACUGUAUAUGCAACGGAAAAGCAACAGGAAAAUAAAAGAAUGAUAAUAAAAAGACAUUUCUCCCUGGUGA
Oenanthe melanoleuca is the source of this 9254-nucleotide messenger RNA. RefSeq names its product GRB2 associated binding protein 2 (gene GAB2). The transcript has 10 exons. Bases 197 to 2239 code for a protein of 680 amino acids. The record is from RefSeq and is a predicted model, not a curated record. NCBI's taxonomy places the organism in Eukaryota, Metazoa, Chordata, Aves, Passeriformes, Muscicapidae.